Paramuricea clavata is the source of this 855-nucleotide messenger RNA. Lineage: Eukaryota; Metazoa; Cnidaria; Anthozoa; Malacalcyonacea; Plexauridae. The record is from the annotation of a GenBank genome assembly.
AUGGUUUUAGCAGAGUUACGAUCGUUUUCACUGGAUGACUGUGAUGUCGAAGUGAACAAAGCACUGUCUACUUUGCUCUUGCAAAAUAUUGAAUGCAAGAUUGGCGGGCGUGAACAACUGCCUGGCACACAACAUAGAUGCAGAAUUGUUGGUUAUGACACCCAUGAGGUAACAACGCACGCCUAGUAUAGUACUAUUUGCAGCACCCGUGCAUAAUGAAAUAGGGGUGCACCACCAGAUUUAAAAUCCGGCCGGAUUUAACAAAUUUUCCGGCAUCCGGACGUAUUUGGAGAAAAUCCGGCCAGAUUUAAAUUUCUGUUUUCGCCUUAAAAAAUUCACCAAGAAUGGGAUAAACCAUCAAUUUGGCAGCUUUGAAGUUUAAAAAACACUUACAUUAUUAUAAAAUAUUAAGUUAUUAACAAGAAGAUAGUUAAAAAAGGUUUAAACACAAUCAAAAAUCUAAACUGACACUAACUAAAAAUAGUAAAAAACAUAAACCGCCAUUUUGAAUACUAAAUUAUUCCAAUUGUCCCCAUCACCGGUUGAUCUCAACUCCGGCUGGAAUUUUUGUCCAAAUCCAGUUCCGGCCGGAUUCGAAAAUUCCAAAUCCGGUGCACCCCUAUAAUGAAAUAAGAUGUGUGCCGCCACCCUCAGCUGGGUAAGGUAAAUAUUACAUGCGCAUGACUCAUCUCAUUCUAGGUCUGUCCCGAGGCUGCCUGCCUAAUACAUUAUGCCGAGCAAGGAAGACAGUGGCUGGAAUCGAGGAUGAGGCGACUGCGGCAAGAUGGUGAUGAAGAACAACUUCUCCUUGACGUCAACCAGUAUGGACGUCUGCCGUUCUCAGCGUUUGGGUAG